AUGGGGUUUGAAUGUGAUGAUUUUUCUUCUGGCUACUCUUCCGGUAACGACUCGGAUCACGUAUCUGUGACGUCAUAUGAUUCACUGACGACAAGUGUCACAUCGUCGUCUGUGGACAGAGUAUCCCCACCUCAAACCAGUCUUUAUCUCGAAUCACAGUUUCAAAGUGCGCAUGCGUUGUGUGAGGAUAUGCAAAUAAUCCUCGCGAUGCCCGAGAUGUGUGACGUCACGUUCCUAGUCGGAGCACGUGAAGUACCCGUUCACGGAUUGAAAGCAGUUAUGGCAUCUAGAAGCAGAAUUAUGUUUGAGCUCAUCCAAAAACACAUACACCUCAGAAUAAGCGAGCAAUCAAAAGUCACCAAAACUAAAAAGAUCAAAGGCAAGUCCCCUGUCGGACUUUCUCAGCUUUCAUCGGAGAAACUGAAGAUCCCAAUUACGAACUACGACGCCGAAGUGUUCCGAUUGCUGGUUGAGUUCAUUCAUUGCGGGGAGGUCAACAUUAAUGAAGACACAGUAGCGGGUCUAUUCUGCGGAGCAACUCAGUUUGAAGUUCCGGAACUUCCCGGGGCCUGUCUGGAUUUCGUUGAAAGAUGUGUAAAACUGCGUCGCACUGAGAAUAUCCGAUUUCACGCAGAGUGCUUCAAGUUUAAUGCGGCCGCCAAGACACUUCUAGAUAAGGUUUGA
This is a messenger RNA of Dreissena polymorpha, 684 nucleotides long. Its product is annotated as serine-enriched protein-like. The coding region runs from base 1 to 684 and encodes 227 amino acids. Gene Ontology annotation, molecular function: protein binding. The record is from RefSeq and is a predicted model, not a curated record. The transcript is spliced from 3 exons. NCBI's taxonomy places the organism in Eukaryota, Metazoa, Mollusca, Bivalvia, Myida, Dreissenidae.